CCAGAUACCUUUGUUCCACCUGAAAACUACACUUUCACCCCAGGAGGAGUCUUAAUUCAUGAUGCUGCAUUCGUGCGUCUAGUCAAGCUGUUGGAGAAGGCUAAAGAUCGGGACCUGGGCGCGCGGAACAUGCGUACCUAUACUGACUUCUUUGGUUAUGAAGUCCUUGAACUUAUCGAUAAAACGUUGCACGCUAUUAACAUAUAUGUCUACAAGAGGAAAUGGCUUGUUGCAUGGCAUGCUUUGGAUGGGCUUGCGAAAUUCAAGGAGAUGUGUGACGAUUGGCUUAAUGUUGACGAUGGUGACCACGUCAGAGCUACAGAACAGUUCUUUGGUGCACUCGUUGUCUCCACUCUCCGGGGACUUGAGGCGGCGGGUUUGCUCAAUGAAGAAGUCAUACCAGAACUUGAGAGUUCUCUAAUUGAUAUGACAGAGUUUGCCGAGCAUUGGUGGGACACCCUUGACACCUGCUGUCAUAAGGGACUCAGCGAGGUGGAAAGAAGGAAGAGAGGUGACAAGAUAGAUGAGAAACGAGAGGUAGAAGUCGGCAAAGACAAUGAUAUUCGCAGUACAGAAGGCAAGGAAACAGCUUGGUACGGCAAUGCUGAUGUUCAGGAUGCCAACUUCCAACAUCGAACAUUCGAUUUAGAUCGUGGUUUGAAGGAAGUGUUGGAGCAUGCACACGAUAACUCGUCAGAUUCGUCGUACUACAAUCUCAUAAAGUUGACCGAGAAGGAGAAAAAGGGAUAUCAUAUUAAUCGUCGAUCACGAUGGAUGCAAGUUCUCGGAUAAUCACGCAAUGGACUCUAGUUUGUCCCUUUCCAAUGCCAUUAUCUCAUAAUUCUUUUAGAUUACUCCACAGCCCUUGACCCACCAUUUCCCCAAAUAACCACUGCGUUUGGUCCAAUAUCCUCGUAGUUGAGAUCUCCAACCGUAACAUUACUGAUAGCAUUGAAACUUCGUAAUGAUCCGCAUACUCUAUCUAAUUUCAUGAAAGUGUAUUUGAUUUAUCAUUAUUGAUAAUGAUCAGGAAAGCUGUACGCGAUUGAGAGGAGCCACUAGCAUGUAAACUCCGGUGUAAACUCCGAUACGCGAGUGUCAAUAAAGCAUAAGUGUCGA
Molecule: messenger RNA, 1119 nt
Organism: Fomitiporia mediterranea MF3/22
Lineage: Eukaryota; Fungi; Basidiomycota; Agaricomycetes; Hymenochaetales; Hymenochaetaceae
Exons: 7
Coding region: 130-792 (220 amino acids)
Source: RefSeq, a predicted model, not a curated record